GGCUCCGCGCGAACGUCCGCAGCCUCGGGGAGCUGGGCGGCGGCGCCGCGCCCGGGCACGUCGGACCGCUCGCAGCCAGCGCCAGAGGCGUGCGGGCGCCGAGGGCGUCUUGGCUCAGGGCACUGCGGGGCUGCGGGCUCAGCGCCCCGGGAGACUGGCGAGUGGCCGAUGCGGGCUCCCCAGCUGGCCGCGAUCGCGGGGUUUCCAAGCCAGGAAAUGAGAAUUGGUAGAGGUCAGGGAUGGGAAAGAUCAUGACACCUGGGCAGAAGCUGCAGCUAGCUCCAGGGCCCUGUGGCUCCUGGUGAAAAGUGAUGGUGCCCUCUGAACAUCUGCAGAACAUGGUGCAGUAACAGUAGCCCAGGAGAGCCCAAGCAGAUGCCAGGAGCCAAGAUGCGAGGAUGACACCCUCGGAGGCCCUGGCCUCCCUUCUUCCCGGGUGCUAGGAGCCGUCCCCGGGCUCCAGCCGGGAGCCCUGCUGCCCAGGGGCAUGGCCAAACCUUUCUUCAGACUCCAGAAGUUUCUCCGCAGGACGCAGUUUCUGCUGCUCUUCCUCACGGCUGCCUAUUUGAUGACCGGCACCUUGCUGCUACUGCAGCGGGCCCGAAUGGCCCUCCCUCAGGGCCCCCGGGCACCUGGCACCCUGCAGGCCUUGCCAGUGGCCACUGUGGCACCGGGCAUGGGCCUGCUGGACAGCAGAGCUCUCCAGGACUCCCAGGUCAGCCCAGACCUGCUGCUCGAUGUGGACAUGUUGCAGAGCCCUCUGGCCCGGCUCCCACCUGGACUCCGCUGGCCCCGGAGGAACCGCAGCUCAGUUCGGCGCCGCUGGUUCCACCGCUUUGUGAGUGAUCCACAUGGGUCACCCACCCUGGGUCCUGAGGCCCCCAGGCCAGCCACACACAGCCAAGGCACCUAUGUUGGAUGCUUCAGUGACGAAGGCCAGGAGAGAACUCUGAAGGGGGCAGUGUUCUAUGACUUGAGGAAGAUGACGGUUGCCCAUUGCCAGGAUGCGUGUGCUGAGCGGUCCUACGUGUAUGCUGGCUUGGAGGCUGGGGCAGAGUGCUACUGCGGGAACCGGCUGCCAACUGCACGCAUCGGGCUGAAUGAGUGCAACCUUGAGUGUAAGGGCGAGAAGGGCGCUGUGUGUGGGGCCGUGGGCCGGCUCUCCGUGUACCGCGUGGACAUGCUGCAGACAGGCACCAGCAAGCGGCGGACUGCCACCUACCGCGGGUGUUUCCAGCUGCCAGAGAAUGCCACACACACCUUCCCCACCUCCCUGAUACAGGCCAACAUGACUGUGGAGAUGUGCUCAGGAUUUUGUUCCCAGAAAGAGUUCCCCUUGGCCGUCCUGCGGGGCUGGGAGUGCUACUGUGCCUACUCAACCCCCCAGUUCAACCUGCGGGAUGCUGUGGACAGCGCACUGUGUGGCCCCACCCCUGAGCCACAGAGGACAGCUCGUUACUGCAAGGUCUACCAGACUCCUGUGCAAGACACACGGUGUACAGACAGGAGGUUUCUUCCCAGCAAAUCCAAGGUAUUUGUGGCUUUAUCAAGCUUCCCAGGAGCCGGGAACACGUGGGCACGGCACCUCAUUGAGCAUGCCACAGGAUUCUACACAGGGAGCUACUACUUCGAUGGAACACUGUACAACAAAGGGUUCAAGGGUGAGAAGGACCACUGGCGGAGCCGGCGCACCAUCUGCGUGAAGACCCAUGAGAGCGGCAAGAGGGAGAUUGAGAUGUUCGACUCAGCCAUUCUGCUGAUCCGGAACCCCUACAGGUCCCUGGUGGCUGAAUUCAACAGAAAAUGUGCCGGGCACCUGGGUUAUGCUCCCGACCACAACUGGAAGAGCAAAGAGUGGCCAGACUUCGUGAACAGUUAUGCGUCAUGGUGGUCCUCGCAUGUGCUGGACUGGCUGAAGUAUGGGAAGCGGCUGCUGGUGGUGCACUAUGAAGAGCUGCGCCGCAGCCUGGUCCCCACACUGCGGGAGAUGGUGGCCUUCCUCAAUGUGUCUGUGAGUGAGGAUCGGCUGCUCUGUGUGGAGAACAACAAGGAAGGCAGCUUCCGGCGGCAUGGCCAGCGCCCACAUGACCCAGAACCCUUCACUCCCGAGAUGAAAGACCUGAUCAAUGGCUAUAUCCGGACAGUGGACCAGGCCUUGCGUGACCACAACUGGGCCGGACUGCCCAGGGAGUAUGUGCCCAGAUGAUAGGCCCCAGCCCAAGCUGCCCACCCUUGCUUCAAGAUGCAGUCAUGCCAUGAAACUGUACCCCUGUUCUGCUGCUGGGUCGUGGACCUCUGGGACAUGGGACAUAUGGCUGCUUGUACACAGUCAGCAGGGAGGCCCUCGGGUGCUGCAGGGAGACUUGAUCUGGAUGCCAGACCCACCCAGACACAUCACAGGACAGACAAAUGGACACACACUCCUGACAGACACUCACAUGUUCACAGACACUUAGACAUUGUUCCACACUCACGAUGCCCAUUUUGAUGUGCCUAAGCCACCCAUGCAGGGUGAGCCAGAUGUGCCCAGCCUUGCAAAUGCAGCCACAUACAGACACAAACACAUAGGUACCAGGGUGUGUGCCCAGAGGCUGGCUGGCUGUCUCUCAUAGGUGCACGUGCACAUACAUGUAUCCUGGGCUCUGAGAGGCCCUAGGCUUCCUGUGUCCAGCCCCAGCACAGACCUGCUUUCCAGAGCCCUCAACUCUAGAAUGCCAGCCUGGGCAGGCACUCGUGCCCCAAGCAGAAAGGGAUGGAGGUGGGUGUAGACUGUUGAUGUUGGGCUAUUCGGCCCUGACCUUGUCUGACCUCCCAUAAAGGUGUGCUGUGACUACCAGGCACUGCAAAGUCUGCAGCUCAGCCUCUCUCUUCUCUGUGGAUGGGAUGGUGAGGCACGGUGGGCAAAGUGAAGCCCACCCCCUGCCAUGCUCUACAGGUGCACAUACUGACCACUCUGCCUAGCCCAACCUUUCUCUUCAACUCACCCCAAGUCAGUGGUCCUUGGAGUGGGGCCCCUCCUGCCUUUUUCCUCUGAUGCUUUCUAAGGAAGCUGCAUAUUCACACUCUGCCCCAGAAGCAGGGUAUGAGGGUUGGGGCGGGGUGGGGCAGGGGCUAAGUCUCUAGGAAAGUCCAGGACCCAAGGGACCAGUAUUCCAGCAGGAGGGGGCUGGGGUGGACAUAGGAGACCCUUGAGGAUUCAUUUUGGGGCCACUGGGACUGUUGCCCAACACAUAUUAACAAGACCUGUUCUCUGAUUGUCACACUCGGGUCAUAGGAAUGCUCUAUGUGACCCUUGUGCCACAGCUUCUGCCAGACCCCUGGUGGCAGACCCUCUGUGCCACUCUGUGUCCAUCCUGACACAUCCUAUCACCAUUAUAUUGUCACUCAGCCUCUUUGUUACACCAUCUGUCUCUGUUUCUGUGUGGUGACAUUGUUCCCACUUGUUUAUCCUUUUCCUCCUUCCAAGGGGAAGCCCAUAUAGUCAUGGAUGCCUCUGUUGACCAAGCACGGGGAAGAGGCAAAUGCCAGAAGCCCUUGCUCCCCUCUCACUUCACAGUCUAGUGAGGGGCAUGAGACACCCCAUCUCCGAGGAACUUAAGUGCUAUGUGAGCUCAGAGGGGACUCGGUCACUGUGUUGGGGCCUUUGAGGAGUGCCUUCAGAUUGAAGUGGUCUUGAGAAAUCUGUAGGAAUUAUCCUAGCAUAGGGGAGAUGGGGAGGAUAGUCAAGGGAGAGAGAGGAGCAUGUGCAAAGCCUCAGAGGCUGGGGCAAUCCUUGAAAAGGACAGGUGGGCAUAGAAAGGAACUCUAUCCUUGUGGCUACUUAGUGCUCAGCCUGGGCCAUGCCCUGCUAACCCAAGACCAGGAGAGCUGCUGAUGCUAAUGACCAACUGCAUGCUUUACUACAUAUCUUAGACUCAGAGACCCGGAAGGUCAGGUUGGAGAAUGGGAUGUAGUCUGGGAGCAAAGCUUGGUGUGGCCAGGGUAUAGGGAGGAUUGUGAAGAUCUCAUUGCAGACUAACCCACACAAGGGAGAAGAAGUAGGUGAGCCUGAAAUCAGGUGGCCCCUGUGUGGCUCCUACAGGCUUGAGCUAAUCCCGGCAGGACCCUGUGAUCUUGCCCUGGGGUGGCCAUCAGGGAGACCUCCGCUCAGCCUUGCCAUUGGUAUAUCCUGCCUCUGCCCCCUGGCCUGGCCAUGGGAGCCAAGGGCUCCUUGCAGUGAGCACAGACCAGGUGGAGAACCCAGUGAAGCUCCCUCUCACCCAGUGAAGGGUGGGGGGAUUGACCCCGCUCCUGGUAGCUUCCAUGUGAUUCCCAAUGAGAGGCUGUUUUAGAACUUACUUUGGGAUCUUAAAGCUGGGAACACCAGUGUCCUUGUAAAUGUUCACUGGCUUAGGAUGGCUACAUGGUCCUUUCUGUGAAAGCCCCUGACAAAGCUAUUUCCUUUGAGCAUGGAAGCAGUUGAGACCCACAGGAGUUUCCAUGCUGCCUUGGAAGGGAGCCAGGGGUGUCUACAUCCCAGAGCAAACCUAUAGACUCAAAAAGGCAGUAGGCCUGGCAUCAGAUUGCUAGAGAGCAGGGAGGCUGGCCUGUGCAAUAGAGCCAAGGCUUGGGCUCACUCUCCAGGGGCAUCCAGAUGAUCAGAGGCAAAGACUAAAACCCUAGAGGCUGGGAAGGGAAAACAUGUAGAGAGAACUGACCAGCCUGCAGCCAAGGCCUGAUCUCCUACACUUCACUCACCACCCCAGGAGCCUGAGAGAGCCAACAGCCCUGGAGAGUUUCUCCUGGGAGUUGGUUGGUACAUUCACUGCUGCCAGAUGCCCCAAGGCUUCAUCCCCUUUCAGGUGGGGUGCUGUCAGUUCAUAUGGCAUGGAGUUCACAGCCACUGCUGGUUCCCAGCAGCCCUCAUCCUGGGUCUACCUCCUUAUUAGGAUGAGGAAUCUGUCUGUCCUUUUGGGAAAAUCCGUUUGGCUCUCUCCAAAGUUAGGUCUCAUCUACAACUCUUGGCUUCUCAGGAAAGAGGAUACUGUCCUGACCAGCCUCAGGGUACAAGCUGAUCUGUCUGUAGAGCAGAAGAGUGGCAAAUGCAUUGAGACUCAAUUAUAACAGAACAGCAAAACUCUCUACAGAUUCCAACUGUAAUAGCAAGGAUAUGGAGUUACACAAACCUGUGUUAAAACAUGUCAUUUUCAUAGAUUUUAUCUCCUGUUGUGGAUCAAUUUGGAAAAACCAAAAUACAUAAUUUUAAAAAACUAAAACACAUCCUGAUAAUCCUAGUGAUGUGUAAAUGAGAAAGAAGAAUAGACAAGCUCCCAAACCCUGGGAAGAAAGCUGCUUAAUUAUGUGAGCAUCUUAUAAUGAAGCCUCUCGCAGCUAAAAUUAGAUUUUGAGUGCAUGAAUAUGCAAUCAUGUUUGCACAUCAGAAUGCAGUUUUUUUUCUCUUAAAAGUAGCAAGAGCUAUUUGGUUCUUAGGAGGCCCCAAGAAGGGAGGAGGAAGAGAUGAAGUUGAGCCUCAUGUCUGUAAGAAUCCUUGGGCCAAGCUUGUUUUGUUUGACGUCAAAACUUGGUGGAGGUGCUUGAAAUUUGGUGCCUACAAAGCAGUUUAUAAGGGCUACAGAGAAAUUGAUUGGUUCAAAUUGAUCAUUUGCAUAUUGGAUGAAUUGGCCUGAACCAGGUAGGAGCAAAGUAUAGUGAAAGCAUUGGAAGGUUUGUAUAUUUUUGGGCUAGGUUGUGGUCCCAGCUUGCUGUCAUCUUAGACAGUCUUUUCAUGUCUGGUCUCAGUCUCUCAUCCAUAAAAUGAGGGAUGUGAUGGAUGUUGAUUGCAUUUCCAACAUCUACUCCCCUAUUUCCUUUCCCACCAGUCCUUCAUUUCUGCUGAGGGUUCAUAUGAUGGCAGAACUGGCUCUCACCACUUCCAGGAGUGAACAUUUGAUGUAAACUAAGCCAAUAAUGUAUUCCAUCUCUCUGGCCAGAGUGACUGAUCUAGGUAUGAUUGUGUGAGCUAGAUCUAUGUAGGCAGAGGGAAUUUCAAGACUUCUGGGGCUGGGCUGGUGAGAUGGCACAUGCCUGAAAUCCCAGUACUCUGGGAGGCUGAGGCAAGAAGAUCACAAGUUUGAGCCCAGCCUGGAAACUUGAAAGAGACGCUGUCUCAAAACGAAAACUUUUUUAUAAGAACUGGGGAUGGGUCAGUGGAAAGGCCUUGGGUUCAAUCCCCAGGACAAUAAAACAGGUGGAGGGAAAGGGAGAGGGAGAAUGAGAGAGGGAGAGGGAGAAGGAUAUGAAGAGAAAGCAGGUAAUCCUGAAUUUGAUAAUGACCAUCCUGGGACCAUUAUAGCAUCACUCUCAACAUGAAGCUGAAGGGAGAGUUGAGAGGCAACAAGAUCCAGGUCUUCAGUGAUAUUAAAUAUAGGGUAAACUUUGAGAGUCGUCCUGCCUCUGGACCUUUUUCAUACAUGAGCCAAUAAAGUCUCUAUUUAUUACUUAAAUGGGGUUGAGUUGGAUUUCUGUUACUUCCAACCCAGAGCACCAUAAAAAGGGCUUGGAGUGAAAAGUCCUGGAGCUCUGACAUUCUCUGUCUCAACAGUUGAUGCAGAUAAAGAAGGAAACCCCACCACCAUGAGCUAGUAGGACUGUCAGGUUACUUUCAAAGGAAGGGGCUGAGUGUGAAGUACUCAAUAGGAAGCCAUCAACCAAGACAAGUAGCAUUACUCAGUCCUGACAAGGAGAUCACCAAGAUACCCUUGGAAAACAGUUCCUGUUGGAUGCUCAGCCAAUCAAUUGUCUCAUUUAGCCCUUUAUGAACUCUUUGGUGUGGUUAUUAUUUGAUUAUUCUCUCUGCAUGAUGAAUGAGAGGACUGGAAUAACAUCUGUGAUGAUUGUGAAAGUGUGGUUCUUUUGCAUUUACCAUAGUUCCUUUCAUGGAAAAGACCACGUGGUGUAGGAAAGAAUUCUUUGAUAAGCUACUUCCAGGGUAUGUGAACCCCUUCAGUUGGUAGGAGGUAAUAGUGACAGCAGAUAGUUAGGUGCUGUCUAAGGAAGGAGGCAUGAUUAGCUAUAAAGCUUUGAUUUUGCUGAAUGGGACAUGCAGACUUGGGGUGGAGCAGAAUAAAGCCAUUGGAAAAGUAGGACAAUAACAUCUAAGAGUUUUCUUCCUUUGGACUUACCUCUUUAAUCUCACUGUGUACCAGAAAUUGGAGAGGCACGUGGAGUUAUAUGUGCUCCAUAUCUUCAUGCUCUCUUUGGAACAUCUUUCAUAUAGUAUGCCAAGGUGAAGUUCUGUAAAAUAUGUAGAGAAAGAUGAGGAUCCCAGGAGAUCAAUAUGAGUAUACUUGCCCACUGUUACGCCUUUUAGGCUGACAUUAGAUUUCUCAGACACUUCCUGUUUAGAAACAUCACAGAAACCCAGGUGCCUGCCAUGGGAAAUAUGACCAGAUCUACCCUAAAUUGCAAACAUGAUUGCUUCUAUAAAAUGAAGAAUCUUGAUGUCAAACAAAAUGAAAAGAACUCCAGUUGAUGCUGUAAGCAUGAGUUGAAUGAAUGAACUACCCAAGGUGUGUCUUUGGUACUUGAGAUGUUUGGUUUUCAGGUUUGGACAUCAAUGGUGACAGAUCCAUGUCCUGAAAGUGUGGCCCCUGAUAAUCUAUACAGUAAGCAGUAUUCCUGUGGGUCAUGAAGUUCCAUGGAUAUUCGUCAUCUCAUGGGUGUCUCAGUGAGAUGAGCAUUUUUAUUUUUAUUUUUAUGCUGGGAGAAGAGAAAAUGUAGUAUCUAAGACUAAGUUGGCCAUAGUUUAGCCACUUUAUUGUACAGAUGGGGAAAAUGAGAUUCAGAAUGAGGAAGGGUGUCGUAGGUCAUGCUGUGAGAAUGGAUGGUAGAGCUAGGAUCCAAAUGUGGAAUCUUUCCACUAGACCACCUGAUUGCCUCCACAUUGCAUCCCUAUAACUCCAAGAACUUGCUGAAAAUGAGACAAUUGUACAUAUUCAUCUCAUUUGGAAAUGACUCCACUAAUUUCACUGUGAACUAUUGGCUGAAAUACUUGCUGGUGACCACUGAGUUCACUUUUAAAGGCCACCCAUCAAGCAACCCCUAUGCUUAGAAACCUGUUCAGAAGCAUUUGUCUCUGAAGAAGUGAGGUAAAAGAGAUGGACCAUAAUUUUCUGUAUUAGUCAGCUUUCUAUUACAUAACAAUAUAUCUGAGAAAAUCAACUUGAAAAGAAGAAAGGUUUAUUUUGGCUCACAGUUUUGCAAGUGCAGGCUAUGAUUUGUUUCUUUGGGGCUGUGGCAAAGCAGCACAUCACAUUGUGACAAAAACUGGGAAAGAAAGAGAGGGGCUGGGGUCUCAGUAUCCCCUUCAAGAGCAUGCCCCCAGGGACUGGAAGACCUCCCAUUAGGUCCCCUCCUAGUUUUCCACCACCUCCCACUCAUGCCAUGGGCUCAGAUUUGGCCUUUAGGGCACACUUAUUCAAACCAUAGCCCUUACCAUAUCUUCAUGCUCUCUUUGGAACAUCUUUCAUAUAGUAUGCCAAGGUGAAGUUCUGUAAGAUAUGUAGAGAAAGAUGAGGAUCCCAGGAGAUCAAUAUGAGUAUACUUGCCCACUGUUACCCCUUUUAGGCUGACAUUAGAUUUCUCAGACACUUCCUGAGAAAUGGCACUUGCCAUAAAAUAAGAGUCCAGAGAUUUCAUCCUGAGUCACAAACAUCCCAGGCAGCAGAAAGACCUUGUCAUGCCAGGAUAGUGGUAGGCAAGCAUCUGUAGUGAGUUCACUCAGCUGUGUUUAUGUAUUUACAAGUACAUAGGCAUGCAGGUGUGAGCUGCAGCUGCUGACAGACAAUAGCACCUUUGAAUCACCUGCCAGCUAUCCUGAGCACUACCAGUGACAAGAGCCCAGUCACCUGGGCAUCAGCAUCCAUUUGGAAAACUCCUUCCUACAGUCAGAGCUGCCAUAUCAAGGUGACAAUAAUUCACUCUUACUUUGAAAGGCAGGGAGUAGGAUUAGUGUGUGUUUGGCAAAAUACCAGGACAGCAGAUUAGUGGUACUAAGCACAGAAAUUUCCCCAGCCUUCCACCAUCCAGUUGCACCAUAGGCAUCAUCAAAAGUUGAAAUUCAUGUCCUGGAAUCACCUGAAUUUACUUUAUAUUGCUGCAUAACAAGAGACCAUAAACUGAGUAGUGGAAAAUAGCACCCAUUGGUCAUCCCACACUUUGUGUGCAAGUCAGCAGUCUGGGCAUAGCCCAGCUGGGUUCUCUGGCUCAGGAUCUCUGCACAUUGCAAUCAAAGUGUUGGCAGACUGGGCUUUAAUCUGAAGAUGUGACCAAGGAAGGGCCCACUUCCAGGCUCACUCAGACUGUUGGCAAAAUUAAGUCAUAUGUGGUUGUAGGACAGAGAUCCUCAGCUCCCACAGGCCACCCAGCAUUCCUUCACAAGUAGGCCUCUCCAUAUGCAGGUCACCACACAGCUCUUUGCUUCUUAAAGACCAACCAGAAAGUGAGAUCAUCUUGCAAAUAUAAUAGAGACACAGGAAAUUUUCUCUUCACCUUUGCUAUAUCUGCUAGUUAGAAGCAAGUCACAGGUCCCACCCACACUCAAGGGGAGGGGAUGACACAAAGGCAUGAAUGCCAGAAAGUGAGAAUCAUUGGGGAUCCCCUUUCAGUCUGUCUACCACAACUUCAGUAAGGAAACCCUCCUGCCAUCAGGAUAGGCUUUAUGUCUGUAGAGCACCAUGCAUUGAAUUGUGUGAAAUGCAAUGGGUGUUUCCAAGCAUCAUCCAAGAAGAUCAGGUUGCAGUCAAAUCAUAACAAUGAAUUCAGGGCCCAUCUUCCCAAGCUAGUGUAUCAACAUUAAUAGAAGCAUCUAUUUGCAAAGUUAUCAAUGAACCCCUAAUUUAUAUUGGCCAACUCUACUUUUUACAUAAAAUUUAUCCUGCUCAGUACGUAGUUCCCCUUUUGAUGUCUGGAUUUCUUUCUUUAAUUUUAGGACAUCAUUCAUUAUUAUUUCUUUGAAUAUUCCCAUCACUUUCCUUCUCUAAUCUCUCUUUUUGCUAUUUCUCUACAUUAAUGCCAGAAUGCAAGAAUCUAGUUUCUACAUCUCGGCUCAUUUUUCAUAUUUGUCCCCUCUCAUUCUAUUGUGCUGAGUUCUGGGAGAAUUCUUCACUUUGGUAGUCAAAUAUUAUAACUUGCUCUUCACUGUGUACAUUCUAAUCUUCAACGCACCUGUUGCCUUCUAUAGAUAUGUGCUUUUGAAAUUUGGAGACUACUAUUUGAUUCUUUUAACAAUCUGAACUUAUUUCAUAGAUGUGAUAUUCUUCUACAUCUCUCUGAGGAUAUCAUAUACUUAUGUUCUGUAAUGCUUGCUUUAUUGACUUGGUUUCCUUGGGUGUGAGUUUUUCCAUUUGUUUUUUGCUGUCUUAUUUAUGAUUUUAUCAAAAUUGUAUUGAAUAUGUAUUCAGGAAAAGAGCGAAUUAUGCAAUUUUAAAUCAUCUUCACGGUCCUAAGUGUGAUACCUUAAUUAAGUGAUGACUGUUGCUUAGCCUCGGCUACUCUCUACUCUCGAAGUCCAACUCUCAGGAGGAAGCACUCAUAUUUCUGAAGCAGAACUCUCAGUUGUGUCCUGGGUGCCAGCUUUCAGAGUUUGCUCAGUAUAGGGUCCACUUUUGUGCCUUUUCUCAUUUUCAAGCAUGGUUAUAUUAUAUAGAUUUAAUUCUGAAAAUAAAGGAAGCGCUUCAUUAACCGAUCAUCUUGAAAAUCAGAUCUUCCAUGAUUUAAUUUAUCACCAGGAAAAACAAGUCAUUGAUUAUAAAAUCCAGAUCUUUAAUGCUCUGACCUAAGAACAUCAUACAAAAUGAUGGCUUGAAUCAAGAUGAAGACCUGGCUUCUCAUCUGGAUGUAUAAUUUAAGCACUAUGUAACUUUGGGCACAUAUUCUUUCCUCUCUGAAUUUAUUUCUUCAUUAAAAAUGUUAGAAAUUUUAAAAAAA
This is a messenger RNA of Heterocephalus glaber (naked mole-rat), 10965 nucleotides long. RefSeq names its product WSC domain sialate O sulfotransferase 1 (gene Wscd1). NCBI's taxonomy places the organism in Eukaryota, Metazoa, Chordata, Mammalia, Rodentia, Bathyergidae. The record is from RefSeq and is a predicted model, not a curated record. Gene Ontology annotation, molecular function: sulfotransferase activity.